CAAUCUAAACCUAAAUGAAUGGGAUGACACGGCAUUCUGGGCAAUAGCAACGACAGCAUUCUACGGUUUGGCACGAUUAGGUGGACUCCUUCCAACAACACAGCAUGAUCAAAACAAGACUGACCUCAAAAAUCAACCUCCCGGACCUAUUAUUCGUCAGGGCCGAUGGAUCAUGGGUAACGAAACGCUAUUUCAUCAACAAGCUCAAACAAGCCUUACCAUCAGAGGAUGUUGCUGGCCACAGUUUCAGGGCCGGUGGAACAACAGAACUGGUCAUGCGGGGAGUCCAACUCGUAUUGGUACAAAAAAUAGGCAGAUGGAACUCAGACACUUUCUACAG
Dentiscutata heterogama is the source of this 340-nucleotide messenger RNA. The record is from the annotation of a GenBank genome assembly. Lineage: Eukaryota; Fungi; Glomeromycota; Glomeromycetes; Diversisporales; Gigasporaceae.